CUGAGAGCAAACAGAAAGACUUAUAUACCUUUAAGGUAGUGAACAGCAGAGGGAAGCUGGUGUCCCUGGAGAAGUACCGGGGUUCGAUUGACUAACACAGCGCGUCUCUGCUGCGGAUCAGUCAGACUGCUGCCUGCUCGGGAUGUCCGCUCUUGUAGACCCGGUAGCCUACGUGGCAACAGGGCCUGCAGAGCGCCUACAGCAGCAGGAUCUCCGUAAUUUUCAUUCACAGAGGGAUACAGAAUCAGUACUUGGUGACGGGAUCGUCCUGAAUGCAUGCAGAGCUGAACCAUGAAGCUGUACCACGUAUUAACCUGCACUAACAUGGUUUCUCUGGUGGUGAAUGUGGCGAGUGAAUGUGGCUUCACUGAAGAGCACUACAAAGACCUGCAGCAGCUCCAGCGGGACUUUGGCCCGUAUCACUUCAACGUUCUGGCCUUCCCCUGCAACCAGUUUGGGCAGCAGGAGCCGGGCAGCGACAGGGAGAUCGACAACUUUGUGCGAAGAGUCUACGGCGUCUCCUUUCCUCUCUUCAGUAAAAUAGCUGUGGUUGGAACAGGAGCCAACAAUGUGUACAAGUACCUCGCUGAGGCAUCUGGGAAGGAGCCUGACUGGAAUUUCUGGAAGUACCUUGUUGAUGUAAACGGGGAAGUGGUUGACGCGUGGGGACCGAAAGUUUCCAUCAAAGAAAUCCGACCCAAAAUAGCUGAAAUGGUUCGGCAGAUCAUCUUAAAGAAGAAAGAAGAGCUUUAACCCUUUUUGCUGCUCCGUGUACAUGAGCUGAUGUCAUAAACUGAACUCAGUUGCUUGUAGAAUCUGACUUUGUUAGAUUAAAUAGUUGAAUUCACCAAACAAAAGCAACCUCUCCAGUUUUUUGAGAGCACUGAUGAACCACCACAAUCCCUUGUAUCAGCUGAAGCAGCAGCCUGAAACCAGAGAUUUUUUUUAUUCAUUCUGAUUUGUGAAAUAAAGUUUUACUGUGAU
This is a messenger RNA of Melanotaenia boesemani (Boeseman's rainbowfish), 984 nucleotides long. It is a transcript of the gene gpx7, whose product is annotated as glutathione peroxidase 7. Bases 292 to 753 code for a protein of 153 amino acids. The transcript is spliced from 5 exons. NCBI's taxonomy places the organism in Eukaryota, Metazoa, Chordata, Actinopteri, Atheriniformes, Melanotaeniidae. Gene Ontology annotation, biological process: response to oxidative stress. Gene Ontology annotation, molecular function: glutathione peroxidase activity. The record is from RefSeq and is a predicted model, not a curated record.